Molecule: messenger RNA, 1201 nt
Organism: Panthera uncia (snow leopard)
Lineage: Eukaryota; Metazoa; Chordata; Mammalia; Carnivora; Felidae
Product: tyrosine-protein kinase Fer-like
Biological process (GO): Fc-epsilon receptor signaling pathway; regulation of mast cell degranulation; chemotaxis
Molecular function (GO): ATP binding; protein tyrosine kinase activity
Source: RefSeq, a predicted model, not a curated record
AUGGCCAUAACUAGAAUAAGAAAUGAGGGUCUCAGUCAUGAUGAUGUCACAGUAGGAGAAUUACUGGGCAAGGGAACUUUUGCUGACGUAUAUAAGGGCACAUUAAAGGAUAAAACUGCUGUUGCCAUUAAAACAUGUAAAGAUGAUCUUUCCUGGGAACUGAAAUUAAAAUUUUUACAAGAUGCCAAAAUCCUCAAGCAAUAUAAUCAUCCUGAUAUUGUCAAACCUAUAGGAGUUUGCACACAAAUACAGCCUAUCUAUGUCAUUAAGGAAUUGGUUCCAGGAGGCGACUUCCUCUCCCUUCUGAGAAAGAAGGAUGAACUAAAACAGUUAGUGAAAUUUUCAUUAGAUGCUGCUUCUGGAUGGCGAAUUUCGAGUAAAAAUUGUAUACACAGGGACCUUGCUGCAAGAAACUGCCGAGGUGAAAAUAAUGUUCUGAAAAUCAGUGACUUUGGAAUGUCUCGUCAAGAGGAUGGUGGUGUGUAUUCAUCUUCUGACUUAAAGCAGAUUCCCAUUAAAUGGACAGCACCAGAAGCUCUUAAUUAUGGGAGAUAUCGUUCUGAGAGUGACGCAUGGAGCUUUGGCAUCCUCCUCUGGGAGACCUUCAGCUUAGGGGUCUGUCCAUACCCUGGAAUGACAAAUCAGCAAGCACAAGAGCAAGUGGAAAGAAGAUACUGGAUGUCAGUCUCUCAGCAAUGUCCAGAGCGUAUUUAUAAAACAAUGCUGAAGUGCUGGGAUUACAAACUUGAAAACCACCCCAAGUUCAGUGAACUUCAGAAAGAACUGCCAUCAAGAAGAAAGUCGUAUAGUGAUGAAACAGUGCCAGACUCAGCCUUUAGGACUCUAUCUUCCGGCAGAGUAAUAUUUUCUUCUUAUUACCCAUGCGUUUAUACCACAUUACCCAGAACAUUCUCCUAAGAUUAUUUUUUUAUUUACUAUUUUUUUUAAACAUGUGCCACUUUAACAAUUGUAAACAAGAAAGCACAGACUCCAAAUGCAAGAGAUAACACAGAUCUUUUUCACACUUAGGACUGUGGAGGUUUCUCACAGAGUUUCUACUUCGGGCUUUGGUCCGGUCGUCUGUCCUCCACCCUACACAUCUCUGCUCUAUCGGUGCUACAAACUGCACUGGUAAUACCACGUUUGCAGAAAGACAAGAUUACAUCUGUAAACAUUACUUUCUACUGGGUAUCAUCUGGAC